Molecule: messenger RNA, 270 nt
Organism: Letharia columbiana
Lineage: Eukaryota; Fungi; Ascomycota; Lecanoromycetes; Lecanorales; Parmeliaceae
Exons: 2
Coding region: 1-270 (89 amino acids)
Source: RefSeq, a predicted model, not a curated record
AUGAGACCUACAGCGGUGUUGCUCGCUUCGGACAUGGCUGAUGAGAGGCUGGGGCAGCUGACGAAAGGACACACAAGAGAAGGAGAAGUCAAGCCCGUUGUCAGCAACAAGGGCAAUUGGACCGAGUACGAAUCGUCAUGCUUCGACCAGACCAGUAUCAUCGCUUCCGGAGGCAUGUUCGACCUAUUACCCAAAACCGACAUCAGAAUGAUGGUUUUCGGCGCCUCAGACUGCCACUUUUUCGACAGCUUGCCUGGAGUGAAUGUUUGA